AUGGCGUUCGGUAACGACCUGGAACGCAUCCUCUCUCGCCCAACCGCCAAGCCGUAUCGAAGCGCCAAGGUGACCGACCAGUCCGUCCAUCUCAACGCGCACGGCCACGUCGACUUCUCGCCCAACGACAUUGAGAAUCCCAAGAACUGGAGCACCGCACGCAGAUGGUACAUCACCAUUGUCUGUGUCUCCCUGGUCGUGAGCGCCACCUUUGCCUCAUCAAGCCCUUCAGGAUGCAUCGGCAGUAUCAGCCAAGAACUGAAUGUGUCCACCGAAGCGGCGAACCUCGUGACCACGCUGUUCCUCCUAGGCUACUGCUUUGGCCCCCUCUUCUGGGCUCCUCUGUCCGAGUUUUACGGGAGGAGAUACAUCUUCUACAGCACCUUCAUCGCCUACUUCGCCUUUAACUUUCUGUGCGCCUUCACACCCGACUUCGCAGGUACGUAUCGAUACGGGAGAGUAAACGCCAUCCCCAAACCCCGUCUUAUGGCUUCGACAUGGGAGAGCCUCCUAGCCGCCCGUUUUACUUCGCCAUGUUUGAGACCUCGACUAACCUUUCACCCUUCUGUACGAUAGGUCUUCUUGUUGGACGAUUCCUAACAGGGACAUUUGCAAGUGCUGCGUUGAGCAAUGCGCCUGGUACGAUUCUUCAAUCCUGUCAGACAGUGAGAUAGAUUGACCUGACCUCUCUCUACUUCCUAGGCGUGCUUGCAGAUCUCUGGGGGCCCAUCGAACGCGGCAAUGCAAUGGUGACCUUCUCCAUGAUGACAUUCGCUGGUCCCGCCCUGGGUCCUGUUGUCUCGGGUUUCCUCGAGCUCACCGAGAACUGGCGUUGGUCCUUCUACGUCUUACUCUGGCUGGCCGCUGCGACCAUGAUUCCCAUGUUCACGAUCCCCGAGACGUUGCCCUCCCAGGUCCUGACCAACAAGGCCAAGCGGAUCCGUGCAGCCAAGAUCCCUGGCUACGAGAAUGUCCAAUCCCCUGACGAGGCAUCGAACAAGACACUUGCGAGCAUCUUCAAAGUCGCGCUCACUCGACCGUGGAUCAUCCUAUUCGAUCCCAUCUCGUUCUUGGUCGCCAUCUACAUGAGCAUCGUCUACGCGUUGCUGUACAUGUGAGUUGUGGUACACUUGUUGGCCGCACAUGUGCUGACAUGCGCGCGACAGGUUGUUCACAAUAUAUCCCAUUGUCUUCCAGCAGCAUCGCGGGUGGAAUGCAGGUGUCGGCGCUCUACCGCUGAUAGGCACAAUGGUGGGAGCCUUUGUCGCCGGAGGUAUUGUCUUCUACGAGUCUACUCUAGGAAAGAAGAAGAUGUUGGCAGGUAUUGAAAGAUCACCCGAAGACCGUAUGCCUCUGGCCAUGAUCGGUGGCGUGCUAUUUCCAAUCACGAUGUUUUGGUGAGUUACAGAUUCGCGCAUGGGAUCUUGUCACAUUGUAGACAUCAGCUUACGUUCCUCUCUCGCUCUCAGGUUCGCGUGGUCUGCCAACUUCAAUUCAGUGAAUUGGUAUGUGGUGUGUGGGAGAGCAAUACCCACACAAGCGAUACUGACAUACAAGCAGGGCCGUUCCAACUAUCGCAGGUGUCUUUUUGGCCACAUCCAUCGUUCUGAUCUUCGUGUCCUACUUGAAUUGUACGUAUCGCGCAGAGGUCCUUCAGGGGGUGUGGACGAACGCUCACACCAUCAACAGACCUCACGGAUACUUACCUGAUGUACGCCGCGUCCGCUAUAGCCGGAAACACCGUCUGCCGCUCCGCUCUCGGUGCAGUGGCGCCACUCUGGACAGAACAGAUGUUCACCGCACUCGGUGUAGGUGGAGCAGGAAGCCUCAUCGCCGGCGUGGCAUGUCUCUUGGCGCCGAUCCCGUUCCUGUUCUAUCGACAUGGUAGAACCAUUCGAGAGAAAUCCAAGUUUGCCCCGACGAAGCCGGCAGAGCCGGCUGGUCAGACCGAACGGCCUUCCUCACCGCGCGCUGAAAGCAGUACUGACGAGGAAUUGGCGCUGGAUGAGCAGGGUGGCGUGAUGGAUCAGGAAAUCGAGAAGAAGAUGUCGAAGGAGAGUAGAGGGCGGGAAUCAGGACUCGAGAAUGGAGAUCCGUACCUUGACGCGAAUGGAUUGGAAAAGGCAGAGCGAUAG
Molecule: messenger RNA, 2135 nt
Organism: Lecanosticta acicola
Lineage: Eukaryota; Fungi; Ascomycota; Dothideomycetes; Mycosphaerellales; Mycosphaerellaceae
Source: the annotation of a GenBank genome assembly